Asterias rubens (European starfish) is the source of this 8895-nucleotide messenger RNA. RefSeq lists its product as uncharacterized. The coding region runs from base 235 to 8895 and encodes 2886 amino acids. The transcript is spliced from 26 exons. NCBI's taxonomy places the organism in Eukaryota, Metazoa, Echinodermata, Asteroidea, Forcipulatida, Asteriidae. The record is from RefSeq and is a predicted model, not a curated record.
CGUAACCGCACCGUUGUGCGUUCUGAAGAGGUCGUUGGGGAUGAUACUGGAUAUCUACAUGUUGGACCAUACCACACUUUGGAUAUUAACAAGGUUUCUCCAUACAAACGUCUCAACGUAACUUGGGCACCAGUCAUCUAUGAGAACGCCACACUCAUUCUCCCGACGGCCACCAUAGAGUUCCGCCAGUCCUUUGACUGGAAUAGAUUGACAGCCGCUGCAUGCCCGAGUGCCAUGUUGAUAAGCUCACACGUCACACUGUGGGGGACACUGGAUGGAGCAAGGGCUCAUUUGCUGGUUGGAUCAGGUGGUUCCCUCACGAUGGAGUUGCCCAGCACACGUAGCCUGAGCUUUGUUGGGGUGACCAUACAGGAAGAUGGUCUAUUUGAACUCAAGAGCUACGAGGGACAAGCAGACGAUCCAUGGGUCCUAGAGGUAACACCAGGAGAAGGCGAAGGUCAAAGGUCUGGCAAGGUCACUGUUGAAGGAGGUGGAACUAUUAAAGGAUCUGUUUUGGAUCUGAGGGGUCACUCCUUGGUGGUGGACAGUGGUGGUGUGAUUACAGCAAACGCCAUGGGGUUGGAGGAGGGAGCUGGAGCGCCCUCUAGUGAUGGGCUGAGGGCAGGGGCUGGAUAUGGUGGGCUCGGUAGUAAAGGUUCAUCCGAUUUGUCUGUAGGUACAGUGUACGGAUCUCUACAUAGACCCAUAGCGUUUGGUAGUGGAGGAGGAGUAAACGGAGCCAAAGGGGGCGGCAUUCUGCGACUGACUGUUGAUACUACACUGGAAGUUGAAGGUGUCAUACAGGCAAAUGGAGCUCCUGGUACUGGGACAUACAACGGAGGAGCAAGCGGGGGUUCUAUAUGGAUCACAACGAGAGAGAUGGAGGGUGAAGGACAAAUACAGGUUAUUGGAGGAUCUGGUGGAUCUUCUGGAGGCGGUGGUGGAGGUGGACGGCUCGCUGUUUACUAUCGGACUAUGGACUGGUGGUUUGGAAGACUACAGGCUCACGGCGGUACAGGGUAUAAUCGUGGGCCUGGAGGUGCAGGGACAGUCUAUCUCGAGAUUCUGCCACCUGCUCUUCGGAAUCGCACUCUUAUCAUCGAUAACCUCAACCAACCACCUCUAGUGGAGACCAUAACACCCGAGCAGUAUAGCCAGCCCAGCCUUGGUUCCAGCCGCACGUGGCUGCUGGAUGACGACCUGGAUGGUGCUUUGGAGUUUGAGCAUGUGCGCAUUGUGAACCAAUCACACCUGGUUGCAGAGACUAACUUGACACAACUGAGAGUUGGUACCUUCCACAGUGACCACACCUCUUUUUUGCACAUUGGCAAUGGUCAAGUGUUUGUCGCCAGUUUUGCUGAUGAUGCAGAGUUUGAUGUCAACGUUCAUGUGUACGAGGGCGGUUUACUCGUUCUGCCUCCAACAUUCACCUGUUAUAACGUAACCAUAGUGGUCAGGGGUACAAUCAGCAUCCAUGACCUGACCAUCGGCCAGGGAUGUCAUCUCCUACUUUCACAAACCGGUACCUCCCGUCUCCUCAGCGAUUCCCUCGACACCUCCCUCGACCUCUUAGAGGGGUCACUGGCGGGUCACUAUCGUUUCGACUCACUGACCAUCGCCGCUGACGGAGAAGUCGCAUCAGUCGACGACGGCGACGACACAUUGGAAAAUUUCACUCUGAGUGUGCAGAGGUUAAAGGUUGAAGGCGGGGGGCACCUGCACGCCACUAGAAUGGAGAUCAACGCCGACAUCUUGAUAGUUGAUGAUUUGGGAAGAGUGGUGGCAGAUGUUCAUGAGAUACCGUGUGAAGAGGAAGAUGGAGCGGGAAAAGACCCGUCUGGCAGUUAUGGGGGUUCAGGGGCUGGUCAUGGAGGUCGUGGUGGUCGCAGUACCCAUCAACCCAAAACCGGAGCAGCCUACGGUCACGUCUUGGAGCCUUCACACAUGGGCUGCAAAGGAGGCGGUCCCAAGGCAGGGCGAGGCGCCGGGAAGAUGAUUCUGAAUAUCGCUGAGACGCUGAAGAUUGAUGGAGAGAUCAUUGCUGAUGGGGAGUCUUCAACCCAGUAUGGAAACGGUGGUGGGAGUGGCGGAUCCAUCUGGAUCAAGACUAAUUUGAUGCAGGGCUAUGGAAGAGUGUCAGUUAACGGAGGUGCUGGCAGUGUCUACAAUUCCUAUCAGGGAGGCGGUGGAUCUGCUGGACGUCUUGCAGUCUACUUCGCUCAGAACCGCACCUUCUCAGGGUCCUUUGAGGCCCAUGGGGGUCUGUCAGGGGGAGAGCAGGCAGGGGUUGGUGGACCAGGGACAAUGUUUUUCUACCACACUGGAUACAAACAUCGAACGCUGAUUGUUAAUAACAUCGGCAGGGGGCCUAAGGAAGAUGAGAACGUGAUCUCUGAUUACGAUGAUCUCUCUGAAGAUGAAAGCAGGGCGUGGCUCUUACCCUCAUCCGGAGAUCAUGAUCUUGCAGGAGAUCAGCAGUAUUACUUUGAGGAGUUCCAGCUCUACGGUCGGGCUCAUCUGGCCAUUCUCACCGACCCCCCUCACUCCAAUGCCACCAUUUACUUUGAGAAUAUGAUCGGCGAUCGCACAGGCACCUUGCACAUCGCAAACAACCAAUCCGUUGACCUGUACCGUCCGACCAUCGACCUACCUUUCAACGUCCACGUUUACGAGGGCGGCCAUCUUGGAUUGGCCCCAGAUACCGUCGUGCAUGGCGUCACCAUCUUCCUGAACGGGGCGUUGAGUCAUAUCAACACGCUCAUACUGCACCACGGGGGACGCUUCUGGUUGAACAAAGAUGGCCACACAGGUGAUCUUCCGUCUGGUCAUUACGAAUUCGACUCAAUCCACGUCCAAGACGAGGGUUACAUCCAUAUGAUAUCGGACCCUGUCCAGGAUCUCGGAAUGAACCUGACCGUCCGAAGCCUCCAGGUGGAUGGCGGCGGUCUCGUUGAGUGCACACACCUCUAUGUCCGCGCUGAAGUAAUCACCAUUGAUGCCGGGGGCAGGCUGAGUGCCAAUGGUACGGGAUACUCUGUCCUGAAUGGUAGCAGUCUGAAUCCUGAUGGCAGUCGGAGAGAAGGUCUACAUGGGGUUAUCAACCCUGGCCUCGGGGAGACAGGAUCUGUUGGAUCAUCAGGAGCUGGACAUGGAGGAAGUGGAGGACAUGGCUAUGGUGUUGAGGAGACUGGUCAGCCUUACAGUGAUCUCUAUGAGCCAGAGGAGUUCGGAAGUGCUGGUGGUGGACCGAAGGGUGGCUCUGGAGGUGGCCGUAUCUGGUUCAACGUCACUGACGCCAUCCUUAUCGAUGGGAUCGUAUCUGCCAAUGGGAACGACGGGGACACAGCUAGUUCCAACAAUGGAGGUGGAAGCGCUGGGAGCAUAUGGAUGCACUGCGCCAAGAUCAAAGGAUACGGAACGAUCGCGACAAACGGCGGGGCCGGAUCAUCAAGGUCUGGAGGUGGGGCCGGAGGAAGAGUGGCGUUGUACUUCAUGCAGAACGACACGGCAAAUGGUUUUAAGUACGAAUCCCAUGGAGGAGCACCUGGCAUUGAUUGCGAGGACUGCGAGGGUGGCGGACCAGGAACCGUUUUUCUCUACCACCUCUACCACGACCAUAGGACGCUCUUCCUUGAGAAUGCUGGGUUCGUGCCGAGAACUAAAGCCAUUGACUGGGACAACUUGAACAAGGAUGGCUGUCGGGCUUGGAUUCUUCCAUUCUCGGGGAGUCAUGGAUUUGCCGGAGGGAGCAAUGAGUUUCAUUUUGAGGAGCUGCAGAUCUAUGAUGGUGCUCAUAUGGCUGUGUUAGCUACCAACGGCUCACAGGGUAAUGUUAAUCUGAUUGAUGAGUUGAACAAUGGGCUGGUUGUUGCUCCUUCGCGUCCUCGUCUGGUUACAUUAUUCUUUCAGCAUAUGAUUGGAGACCGGUCAGGAACUAUCCAUGUUGGCGACCUUCAAGAGAUGGACUUGGAGCGAGAGGAAAUUGAUUUACCAUUCAGUGUACACGUCUACUAUGAUGGACACCUUGGUCUAGCACCUAAGACUGUCGUCCAUGGUGUUGAAGUCCACAUGGCUGGGUUGUUAUCACACAUUCAGAACCUAACCCUUCAUCACGGUGGGUACAUGUGGCUUCAACAUGGCGGACGAACAACUGGGAGUCCUUUCAGCCAUUAUGAGUUUCAGUUCGUUCGUGUUCAGGAUGACUCAAAGAUUGAAGCAACAACUGAUCCUAUUUCAGAACCUGGCAUUACCUUCAAGGUGCGUGUCUUUGCCAUAGAAGGUGGAGGACUAUAUCAUGGGACUCGUUUGACCAUUCUCGCUGAGAACAUAACUGUUGAUGAUGGUGGACAACUUGCAGCAGAUGCGUUGGGGUAUGAUUCAAUGCAUCGAAAUGACACCCACUUUCAUCUGUCUCUGCAUGGAGAUGUCAAUCCUGGUAUGCCUGACUUAAACACUGGUCUAGGGUCUGGUGCUGGACAUGGUGGCAGCGGUGGGAUCAGCAUCCAUUCUGCAGGAAGAACGUCUGGCUUUGCUUAUGGAGACCUCUAUGAGCCCUAUGUUUUUGGAAGUGCAGGGGGACUUGGGAUCAACAGUGCCUCUGGAGGACGAGGUGGUGGGUUGAUUUGGAUGAAUGUGACGGACACAAUCGAGAUUGAUGGCCAGGUGACAGCAAAUGGUGGCUCUGCUGAUGGAAAUGGUGGAGGCGGUGGCAGCGGUGGGAGCGUCUGGGUGUACUGCCACACUAUCAAAGGGUAUGGACGAUUUGCCCUCAAUGGGGGUGACGGAUCCACACAUCCCACUUCCCCGGGGAGUGGUGGAGCUGGCGGCCGACUUGCAAUGUACUUUGUAAACAAUGAAACUGCAUCUGGAUUCAAUUACCAUUCAAGGGGUGGACAAGCAGGACAUCCGAACUUAGCUGAGAACGGGGGUGCGGGAACAGCGUUCUUGUACCACAUGGUGUACGAGCAUCGUACGCUCAUUGUUGACAAUGGUGGUCUUCAUCCUUUGGACCCCCUGAAUGUUAUUGACACAUACUCUGAUCUCACUCUUGACAGGUGUCGCACCUGGUUUCUACCCCAGUCAGGUGGCCACGAUUUUGCCAAUAGUAAGUUCGACUUCCACUUUGAAGAACUACAAAUAUACGGCGCUGCCCACGUUGCAAUUCUUACAGAGCCUGUUGACACCAACGCUACUCUGUUUUUCUUGUACAUGAUCGGUGAUCGUUCUGGAACUUUCCACGUCGGGAGAAAUCAGGAACUGGAUCUCUUCAGGCCCGAGAUCGACUUGCCGUUCAGCGCGCGUGUCUACGCAGGCGGCUUCCUGGGUCUUGCUCCGUUUACCAUCGUUCACGGUGUGAGCAUCUGGCUGCAUGGAGUCUUAGCACACAUUGAGAACAUGACACUGCAUCAUGGAGGCUUGCUCUCCAUGGAGCAUGGGGGGCGAACCUGGCACGAUGAUCCAAGCCACUAUGAUUUUGAAAUUGUCCGCAUCCAAGAUAACUCCACCAUACUUGGACUUACUGAACCAGUUGGCCACCCUGGAAUUUCCUUCAAAGCCGUCGCGCUGUUUGUUGAAGGCGGGGGUGUAUUCCACGGAACCCGACUGUCCAUCAAUGUGGAGAAUGUUACAAUUGAUGACGGAGGGAGUUUGAAUGUCAACGGUGAGGGGUACAGUGUCUCUGACUCCCAAAACAUCUCGAGUGGUGUGAACAUUGGACUUGGUUUCAGCGCAACUCGAGGCUCCUCUGGUGGUGGACAUGGUGGCACUAGCGGUCGUGGUGAAGAAGCUCUUAAAACAGGACAGCCGUACGGAAGCUUAUACGAACCAUUUGAGUUCGGCAGUGCAGGUGGAGGUACAAACGGUGGCAGCGGUGGAGGGAUUAUCUUUCUGAACAUCAGCGACACAUUCCAGAAUGAUGGAAUUCUUAGCUCAGAGGGAGCUCCUGGAGGUGACACUACAAGCGGUAGCGGCAGCGGAGGGAGCAUCUUGAUUGAGUGUUCCCUGAUCAAAGGAACGGGUGUGGUUUCAGUUAAUGGUGGUAACCAGACAAACACAGCUGGUGGUUCUGGCUCGGGCGGUCGUACUGCUCUGUACUUUCACUCCAACCAAACUUUUCUCGGCCGGUUCGAGUCUCACGGUGGUAGAGCAAUGUCGCCAGCCGAAUCAGGUGGACCCGGGACAGUCUUCUUCUAUCACCAAGGCCACCAGCAUCGGACGUUGCUUGUUGAAAACGGCAACCUUGAGAGUCCAUACAUUGUGAAAAUACAGAGCCAUUCUGAUAUUUCACAGGACAGUUUCAAGGCAUGGCUGCUCCCUCAAUCGGGUGGGCAUCACCUAGCUGGUGGGAGUCAUGAUUACCACUUUGAGGAGCUCCAAAUCUACGGCAACGCUCAUCUUGCAAUUCUAACCGAUCCAUAUGAUCACGGUGCUACACUUCACUUUCUCCAUAUGAUUGGUGACCGCUCCGGCGUCGUCCACAUCGGGCCGAACCAAAUCAUGGAUCUGCGGAGAGAUUUCAUCGAUAUCCCGUUCAGCGUGUACAUCUACCAGCGAGGUUACCUUGGACUGGCCCCAGACACCGUCCUCAGUUAUAUCUUCAUCAGUGUGGAAGGCAGACUGGAUCACAUCCACAAUAUGACCAUGUACAAUGGAGCAUCCCUUCAGUCCCACCUCACUGGAUCCACGAACGAUCUGCCUCGCCUGAAGUAUCGCUUCAAUGGGACCGUUAUCGUCAAAGCCAACAGCGUGAUGAAUUUUUCAGCGCCCUUCGCUCAUCCGGAGCAGUACUCCCUACAUGCUGACAACCUGGUGGUUGAAGGUGGCGGUCUGGUCUAUGCUAAGAACCUGAAGAUUGAGUGCGAUGGAAACAUGACUGUUGACGAUGGGGGUAAUGUUGAUGUUAGCGAUGGAGGCUACCUGUCAGAUCUUGGACAAGCACCUGGUGUUUCCCAUCGCCUUGGUAACAGUGGUGCAUCUCAUGGAGGUAUGGGAGGAAGAGGAGCUUGCGGUGGGAUCAUAAGCUGCCGUCUGAAGCGCAACAUCCCCUACGGUAACCUCUUGUAUCCUGGAGCUUUCGGCAGUGGAGGUGCAGGACCACGUGGUGGAAUAGGCGGUGGCAUCCUGAACAUUGAUGUGAAGGGAAUUCUGAGAGUAGAUGGCCACAUCAAAGCCAACAGCUUGGACAUCGGUGUAGCAAGUUCCCUAUCAGGAGCUUCUGGUGGCAGCGGUGGGAGCAUCCUCAUCCAGACUGGAGCUCUGACUGGAGGCCACACAGGAGCAAUCCAAUCAAUGGGAGGCUCAGGAGAUGCUUCUGGUGGCAGUGGCUCUGGGGGACGUAUCACCGUCUACCACACCAGCAAUGUGACCCACGACUUCUUCCAAGGGGCUUACAACGUCCACGGAGGUCCUGUCUAUUCCUCCGCUGAGGCUGGUGCCUCUGGAACCUUCUACCUCAAGAAUCUUGGCACUGAGUUGAGCGUUCUGAGAGUCGACAACGACGGAAGACAGUCCAUCGAUAACGAGGUUGAGAAUAUUGGAUGGCGUCUUGAUUUGAGCAACACGCCGGCCACGUACAGCAAGUCGUCAUCCUUUACUUCGACGUCUGGGGUUACAGUGACGUCCAGUUCAAGCGUGUACAACCGCAACCCGUACUACUAUGGCAACCCAAACGAUGGAACGUCGUACCUGAUUCAUUACCUGUUUGAUCAGACUCUGAAUGAUGACUUCCACCAGUAUUUCCUGAGUCAUGACGCCUCAACGACUCUCACAAUCAAUCUAGAGGACGAUUAUUUUAUCAACACUGUUAGAGUGUACCCGGUCUGCAGGUUCCCUACCAGGUUUAAGGUGCAGUCAACUACUUCAGACGGCGUUGUGAAGGAUGUAACCAGUAACUAUGUCCUUCCCAGUUCUUCAUGUCACUACGGCUCUUAUGCUGACCUCCCUGUUCGAUGGAAUGCAACCAAGCUGACAUUUUUUCUGUCUUCAACACUUGGCAAUAAUAGAUAUGCCGCCAUGUCGGAAAUUGAGAUUUUUGUCGAUGGUCAGAGUGUCCAUGACAGAUACAAGUACAGGGAGCUGAGCAGCGCACGUACAUGGAUUGAACCGGAAACCGGAACCAAUUCUUAUAGUUUUGAUGAGUUGUACAUCACUGGUGGAGCCCAGCUUGCCAUCUUGCCAGAUGGAGAUCUAAGAACUGAGGUUGAUGUCUAUGUUGGGGAACUGUUUGGAGAUACCUCUGGGUAUCUUCAUGUGGGCUUUUCCCAAGGUGUUUCAGUUAAUGUGACACACCCGGAUAUACCGUUCAAUAGUCGUAUCUAUGAGACGGGUAAGCUGCACAUGCCAAGCAGAGCCUUCUUCAAGGGAGUGCAGAUGAAGACAUCGGGAAAGGUGACAGGCAUAGACAACUUGUACGUCUUUGAUGGUGGGUAUGUGUACAUUGACACCAAUGGCAGUAUGGGUGCGGACAGCAUGCCUGGUGAGAUUCAACUGGCCUCUGUUCACGUGCAGGAUCGGGGAACGUUUGAGCUGUUCUCAUAUGAUAAACACGUUGGCAUGGAGAUGAAUCUAACUAAUUUGACAGUUUACGGAGGUGGAUUGUUCAAAUCCAAUGACAGAUUUGACGUGACUGCGCUUCAUCUUGUGGCUGUGUACUCCGGUGGUGAAAUCAACCUUGAUCACGGCGGAUACAUCACCAAAGAUGUCAGAGGUCAAGGCUUUGAACCCUCCGAAGGACCGGGUCAGGGAUAUGGCAGUACAAGUGGAGGCAGUGGUGGAGGUCACGGUGGCAGCGGUGGACGCGGAAGAGGACAGUCAUUCAUUGGGCUUGCUUAUGGGUCUAUAUACAACCCAGUCGACUAUGGUAGUACAGGCGGAUAUGGGCAACAGUAUGCGCUUUGA